AAAGACUUCAACACGAGAGAAAGAAAACAGUGCAAACAUGGCAGAGGCCAGUGUAUUAUUAGCUCAAGAUCAGUUCACCUGUGCAAUCUGUUUGGAUCUUUUAAAGGAUCCGGUGGCUAUUCCCUGUGGACACAGUUUCUGUAUGGAUUGUAUCUCAGACUGCUGGGAUCAAGAGGAUCCAAAGGGAGUCUACAGCUGCCCACAAUGCAGACAGACCUUCACUCCAAGGCCCGUUCUGGGCAGAAACACAAUGCUGGCUGAAGUGGUGGAGAAGCUGAAGCUUCUGGGACUCCAGUCUGCUCCUGCUGCCCACUGCUAUGCUGGACCUGGAGAUGUGGAGUGUGACGUCUGCUCUGGGAGAAAGCGAAAGGCCGUCAAGUCCUGUCUUGUGUGUCUGUCGUCUUACUGUGAAACUCACUUCAGACUUCACAACGAUUUGAAUCCAGGGAAGAAACACAAAGUGAUUGACGCUGCUGGUAAACUAGAGGAUCUGAUCUGCUCUCAGCAUGAUAAACUGCUGGAGGUCUUCUGUCGUACUGAUCAGACAUGUAUAUGUGUGCUGUGUGUCAUGGAUGAGCACAGUGGACAUAAAACAGUUUCAGUCGCAGCAGAGCGGACAGAGAAACAGAAAGAGCUCGGAGAAACACAGAGAAAAUUCCAUGACGUCAUCAACGAAAAAGAGAUGCACCUACAUGACCUCAGAAAGGCUUUAAAAACUCUUCAGUGUUCUGCUGAUGCAGCAGUGGAGAACAGUGAGAGGGUCUUCACUGAGAUGAUCCGAUCUGUUGAGACAAGACGCUCUGAGGUGACAAAGCUGAUCAGAGAUCAGGAGAGGGCUGAUGUGAGUCGAGCUGAAGAACUCAUGGAGACACUGGAGCAGGAGAUCACUGAGCUGAAGAGGAGAGUUGCUGAGCUGGAGCAGUUCUCACAAAGUGGACAUAACAUCAGUUUUCUCAAGAGUUUCCAGUCUCUGCGUGCCUCCUCUACAUCUGCCAAGUCGUCUACGUGCUCAGUGCAUACAGAUGAGCUUUUUGAGAGAGUGAGUGACGGCCUCACUGUGCUCAAAGAGAAACUGCAGGAUGUGCUCCACCAGGGACUACAGGACAUGACUAAAACUGGUGAACAAAUCAGCAUUUUCAGACCUUCAGAGCCUGUGACCAGAGAGGACUUCCUAAAAUAUUCCCAUCAGCUGACACUGGACCCCAACACUGCUCAUAAUCUGCUGAAACUGUCUGAGGGAAACAGAGCUGCAGAGAGGGUUAUUAGGAGUCAGUCAUAUCCUGAUCAUCCAGACAGAUUUAAUCGUGUAGAACAGGUGAUGUGUCCAGAGGCUACAUCUGCCAGGUGCUACUGGGAGGUUGAGUGGUCUGGAGAGGUGCGUAUAGCUGUUUCAUACAAGGGGCUGAAGAGGAAAGGAAGUCAUAAUGAUGUUUAUCUUGGGUCCAGUACAAACUCCUGGGCAUUGUAUUGCUAUUCAUCUCAGUUCCUCUUCUACCAUAAUAAUGAAUCAACUAAACUCCCUGGUGCUCAGAUCUCCUCUAGAAUAGGAGUGUAUGUGGAUCACAGGGCAGGAACUCUGAGCUUCUACAGCGUCUCUGCCAACACUAUGACUCUGCUGCACAAAGUAGAGACCACAUUCACUGAGCCGCUCUAUCCUGCCUUUUGGCCCUACUAUGUUGGCCACAAAAUCAAACUUUGUCAGUGAUAACAAACCAGCACAAAAUAACAUUCAUGUUCAUAUGCCAAAAACAAAUAUGCUGUAUUGUGAACCAUUUCAGAAAUUCCACUCUUUGCGAUAUUCAGUUUAGAUAAGACAAUUCAAUGAUGACAUGACCUUGCCUUGUUGAAAUGUUGUGAGGGCUAAUAGUGAAGAAAAUUAUUUGUUUGUAUGCUUGUUUGUUUGUUUGUUUCAACAUAAACACUCUCUUCAGUCAUGAAGUUAAGGGUUGCAUGUACACUAGUAUGGGUGUUCAAUAUUUUACUACUUCCAUGAUAUAAAAAUUCUCAACCAGACCCUCCUGUGUCAGAAGGGUAGCAAGGCUGUCACAGAGUGCUGUCAUGCUCUAUACAAGAAUCAGUCGCUACCAUCAUGCCUUCAUCCUGGCUCUAAACCAGUGGUGCUCAAACUUUGGUACGUGUACCACUGGUGGUACUUGAGACAUCUCUGGUGGUACUUGGAAGAAUUCAUUUUUUUGCAUUGAUUUGAAGUCUGAUCAAGUUGUUGCAGUUGAAAAUGUCUCUUUGGUCUCACAUUGUGUAAUAUUGAAUUGUAUGAAUCUGAAAACAUAAUGCAGAAUAAUACGAGGCAAGCAAGAAAUUUAAAAACAAACGUGCACUGAAUGUGACCGUAGCUGUUAAUGCCGUUAUGAACCUCUCCUGUAUUGACUGGCAAAAGUGAACAUGGAAGGCCUUUGCUGCGACAUUCUAAUGUUGGUUGUCACAGUGGUACUCGGAGAGCUCAAUAUGUUCUCAGGUGGUACUUCACACAAAAAGUUUGAGAACCACUGCUCUACAGGUAAUGUAGUACUGAUUACUGUGUGGGAUAUACAGCACUUUACUGUUCAUCUUCAUCUGAAGAUGCUGGCUCAUGGAUGCUUUUUUUAAAAUUAUACAUUCCUUCACUGUUUUGGUGCCUGUAGGUGUUUAAAGUGUUUAUGUAACACUGUCUGUAAACAUGUAAUGUAAUGUGUGUAAUUAAUAUCUGUAAUAUCUGUAAAAUAUGUAAUGAUGUACAUUCUUCAUCUUCCAAGUCUAUUUGUUUG
Molecule: messenger RNA, 2762 nt
Organism: Engraulis encrasicolus (European anchovy)
Lineage: Eukaryota; Metazoa; Chordata; Actinopteri; Clupeiformes; Engraulidae
Product: tripartite motif-containing protein 16-like
Exons: 6
Coding region: 38-1705 (555 amino acids)
Molecular function (GO): zinc ion binding; protein binding
Source: RefSeq, a predicted model, not a curated record